GUCCUAGUUUGUAGCUUUAACACCUCAUGACAGCAACCUAAAAUAUGUCUUCGAGAAGGGCACUGCAUUUCGUUUUCAAAGUAGGAAACAGGACAGAAACAGCUCGAUUUUACAGAGAUGUUCUUGGCAUGAAAUUUCUGCGACAUGAAGAAUUUGAAAAAGGAUGUGAAGCAGCAUGUAAUGGACCAUAUGAUGGCAAGUGGAGUAAAUCAAUGGUGGGAUAUGGACCAGAGGACAAUCACUUUGUUGUAGAACUAACUUAUAACUAUGGUAUUGGUACCUACAGACUGGGAACUGACUUUAGGGGAAUCAAUAUUUAUUCCAAAGAAGCAUUUAAGAAUGUCAGUAACUGUGGAUAUGCAGUGACAGUAGAUAGUGGAAAACAAAUGGUAAACUCUCCUGAUGGGUACAGUUUUACUGUGGAGGACAAAGAGAGUGAAGGAGACCCAGUACAAAGUGUGUGCCUAGGAUGCUCUAAUCUGUCAAAGUCUGUUGAUUUCUGGUCUAGGCUAUGCGGUAUGAAGAUUUACAAACAGGAAAACAAGUCAGCACUACUGGGAUUUGGUGAUAACCAGUGUAAACUUGAGCUCCAGGACAUAGGUGUGAGUGUUGACCAUGCCACUGCCUUUGGACGGAUUGCCUUUUCAUGUCCUCGCACAGAGUUGCCAGAUAUAGAGAGAAAGAUGAAGGAAGCUGAACAGACCAUUCUAACACCCCUCAUCAGUCUGGACACGCCGGGCAAAGCCACAGUAGAAGUUGUCAUCCUAGCUGAUCCGGAUGGCCAUGAAAUCUGUUUUGUUGGUGAUGAAGCAUUCCGUGAGCUGUCACAGAUAGACGAUAAAGCUGAUGAGUUGCUGGAUCAGGGGGUAGCAGCUGACAAAAGUGACGAGUGGUUUAAGAAGAAAGGACUCACAAAAGGCACAGCGUGAUACCUUUGCUCAGUAUCAACAUCAACAUGUUAACCAAACCCAACCUCACUUUCUAUCAUUACUAGUUUAGGGUUAGUAUGUGAUUGGUUCUGCUUCAGAAUAAAAUUAGGAACUGCAUAUGUUCAGACAUUUGUUAAGGUAUAUUAGACGUGAAACAUGGAUUUGUUCCAGUUCUAAUCCUGAGUUUAGGAGUUUGGCUGUCCAGCAAGAAGCUUCUUAAGUGUUGGUAUAUCCCAUUCCAUCAACAGACCAUAGGGGAAGUUUUUUCACUCCGUGAGCUUUAUGGUCACUAACUUAAAAUUUUUUCUAUCUCACCCCAAGGGGCUGUAACAUUCUGUUAUGCUUUUCCCUAGCCUAAAGAGGCCCAUCUUGUGAAUAAUUUAUCAAUCUGUCAAGGGCUGACAUUCUGUAACAAUAUCUCAUUCCAGGCAAAGCCAACAAUGAGAGUUAUGAAGAUAUAUAUGGGUGACAGAUUCUUUAUCUCAUACAUCGUUGUGUCAGAAUUGCAGUUAGAUUUAAGACAGUUUGAUAUAGGACUGCAGUAGAAAAAGCAACACCCUAUUCACUUUCCAAACUGUCCUUACAAAAAUCAUUUAAACUUUUAUGUUAAUUAUAAUUAUAUUAACAGGACUGUAGAUACACUCUAAGUUAAAUGACAAUGUGUGGAGACUUUUGUACCACACUGAUCUAUAUCGCACCAAUGCUUUGCACUUAGGUAACAAACCUUACAUGAUAGCUUUGUAUUAAUCAUAUAGAUGACCCUGAAUUUUAGAAAGAUCUUGGAAAAAAAAAAUGUACCAGAGAAACAAUUAAGGUAUAUCAUGGUAAGAUACACGAAUGUUAUAGGAUAUUCAGUUCCAAGUGGUUGUAAGAUAAUUUUUUUUGUCUGUAUGAAUGUUUUCUAGGUGAUAAAUAACCUUUAGUUUGAUGAUUAUGAGGUAUUGCAAUAUAUGUUUAUAUACAAUGUAUACCUGAAUACUCCAUGAAGAAAAUUCCUAUUUAAACAGAAAAUAUCCCUGUAAAUAGAUUUGUAUCACAUUAAAGUGCCAUAUAUCUGAUUUUGUUUUGUAUUAUUUGAUAGAUUAUGAAACGUCCAUCAGUCAAUGUCUUUUUCUGUGCAUGUUUUGUGAUGAUUGUUAGGCAUGCCAAUUUGAGACAUCAUUCUUGGAAAACACAGCAAUAUAUUAAUUGAUUAAAAGGAGAUUAAAA
Molecule: messenger RNA, 2138 nt
Organism: Ylistrum balloti
Lineage: Eukaryota; Metazoa; Mollusca; Bivalvia; Pectinida; Pectinidae
Product: glyoxalase domain-containing protein 4-like
Exons: 10
Coding region: 45-929 (294 amino acids)
Source: RefSeq, a predicted model, not a curated record